AGGGAUGGCAGGGCGCAAGUUGACACGGAGAGACUGCGCGGCGAUUCCACAGACAUAUCCGGUUAGCUACGGGUGCGGGACUUCUGCACAGUCCGCUUCAAAGCGCCUCUGAAAACCUCUCGCCCCGUGAAUAGGGAACAGCCUGCCCCGGGUGUGGAAACCAAGUAGAAAUAAUCUUCUGAAAAGUGCUUUGUGAAUUCGAGUAUUGCACAAGACACCACUCGAGGGUUGGUCUUCGAUCCCUCUUUAGAAAGUAAUUUGCAGAGAACUUAGCGAAAAAAUGCAAAUAAUUGAUUAUUUCGACUCCCCGGCUUAUGAGAGAUAAGCGGGUGCACUGAAUGCUCAAAGUUCAAGUCACGUGCUUCUUUCAAUAUAUAAAAGUGCCUUUUGAAGUGCCCUUUGCAGCCAGUUAGCGCUCGGAGUGAGAGACAACACCAACCAAGCUGGUGCAACGUGUCCAGUACACAGCAGCUAAGCCGCUGCAAAGUCCGUGGAGCUCUGACAGUGGCACGUCAGGGAGGGAGAUGUCCGCUAUACGCUGCCGGUUGCCCUUCCUUGUCAUCUUCCUGGAAGGGAUCUUACUCGUGCUGAUUGCGCUUUUCGUGACUUAUGAUGAGCACACUGAUUCUGCAGCGCACAGCAAUGAGACAGAUCACAAAUACAAUCAGCUGUAUUCCAUCUUCCCAGUUUUUCAGGACGUCCAGGUGAUGAUUUUUGUGGGCUUUGGACUCCUGAUGGGCUUCCUGAAAAAGUACGGGUACGGAGGGAUUGCCUUCAAUUUUAUGAUUGCAGUGUUUUCCGUGCAGUGGGCUCUGCUGGUGCAAGGCUGGUUCUAUCACUUCCACGACGGCAGGAUUCACAUCGGAGUUUACAACUUACUGACCGCAGAAACCGCUUGUGCCACUGUCAUGAUCUCAUUCGGAGCCGUGCUUGGCAAGACCAGCCCAGUGCAGAUCCUCAUUCUGUCUCUGCUGGAGGUGCCCAUCUUUACUGCAACCGAGUGGAUUAUUAUGGAGCUUCUCAAAAUCAAGGACGUCGGAGGGUCUAUAACCAUCCACUUGUUUGCGUGUUAUUUUGGUCUCAGCGUUACCACGGUGCUUUACAGACCCGGCUUAAAAGAUGGGCACAAGGACGAGGGGGCGGACUAUAACUCGGACAAGCUGGCCAUGCUGGGCACCUUGUUGCUGUGGGUCUUCUGGCCCAGCUUUAACUCAGUCUUCGCAGCGAGUGGACACGGCCAGCACCGGGCGGUGAUCCACACCUACAUCGGCCUCAGCUCUUGUACCUUGACCACGUUCGCCAUCUCCAGCCUGUUGGACAAACGGGGCAAGAUCAACAUCGCUCACAUCCAGAACGCUGCCCUGGCAGGCGGUGUGGCAGUGGGCUCUGCAGCCGAUAUGAUGGUGACUCCAGCCGGGGCAUUCGCCCUGGGCUGCAUCGCCUCGGUGCUCUGCACCGUGGGAUUUAAAUACUUGACUCCCUUCCUGGCCAAAAAACUCAAAAUCCAAGACGUUUGCGGCAUCAAUAACUUGCACGGGAUCCCUGGCUUUGUCGGAGCUAUUGCCGGAAUUGCCACUAUCCUGUUGACAACCGAUGAGAGAUACGGCCACGGCUUGUAUGACACCUUCCCGGAGCGGGUCCCCAAGGAAGGAGAUAUCAAGCUGGCCGAGCUGGUCGGGGUGCUGCCACACCUGAAGGCUGGAGGUGGCCGCAGCGCUUGGGAGCAGGCACAGUAUCAGGCGGCAGCUAUCGGGGUCUGUUUGGGCAUCGCUGUCUUAGGAGGGACCGUCACUGGCUUCAUACUAAAACUCCCCUUUCUGGCUCAGCCCAAAGACGAGUAUUGUUUCAACGACGACGCUUACUUUGAAGUACCCGAGGUGGAAGGGAAAGAAGAAUUCGAAUUUACCAGUAAAAACAGCGCGAACAAUAACCAGCGCCUUAAACUUCCGGUUUGAUUCCAAACUGCUUUUGUUGUGUGCCCGAACGUCGUGUCUGUACAUCAGUUUCCAGGACGUGCCUGAAUUUAGAAAAACACCUUGUGGUUAGCAUACGUUAUGCUAAUUGUCAAAUACUUUACCAGAUAUACUUAUUAAAGAGAAGCCUUUAACCUGAAUUGAGUUGCAAAUUACUGUUUCAGGAUCCACAACGCCCUAACUUCUUAUAAGUGAUUGAAAAUCAGGAUGUGCCCCAUUCCUCCAAAAUCAUUCACAACUCCUGCACAUUCUAUGAGCUUUGCAAAUAACACAUUACUCGGAAUGUGAAUCAGAACAUAUUUGUCACACUUGUUUAAAAAAUGAUUACUGUAUUUUUCCACCUACAACAUUUCGGCGAAUGAGAUACAAAUUCACAAGUCUGGGGUACCUGCCUGUUAACACACAGUGACAUGCUAAUCAUUAAUGUCAGUCUCUGUCUACCAGCCAGGUCAAGUCUACACAGAUGAGCCAUUCAGCCAGUACUUGUGUAAGAGUGAGUUUUUAUUUUUCCUUUUUCUAAACUGCACACUAUAAGACUUUAAUGAAGAAUUUUAGACAAGAUAAUAAUUAAAAGAAUUUUAUUUACUCUGGUUAAGGUAAUGAAUAGUUUUAAGAAAUUCAAAUAAAGUUGUUCAAACACAA
This is a messenger RNA of Rhincodon typus (whale shark), 2615 nucleotides long. RefSeq names its product Rh50-like protein (gene rh50). Gene Ontology annotation, molecular function: ammonium channel activity. The record is from RefSeq and is a predicted model, not a curated record. Bases 525 to 1955 code for a protein of 476 amino acids. Lineage: Eukaryota; Metazoa; Chordata; Chondrichthyes; Orectolobiformes; Rhincodontidae. The transcript has a single exon. Gene Ontology annotation, cellular component: plasma membrane. Gene Ontology annotation, biological process: ammonium transmembrane transport; ammonium homeostasis.